This is a messenger RNA of Metarhizium album ARSEF 1941, 1812 nucleotides long. Its product is annotated as dihydroxy-acid dehydratase. Bases 1 to 1812 code for a protein of 603 amino acids. Gene Ontology annotation, biological process: branched-chain amino acid biosynthetic process. Gene Ontology annotation, cellular component: mitochondrion. The transcript is spliced from 2 exons. Gene Ontology annotation, molecular function: dihydroxy-acid dehydratase activity. Lineage: Eukaryota; Fungi; Ascomycota; Sordariomycetes; Hypocreales; Clavicipitaceae. The record is from RefSeq and is a predicted model, not a curated record.
AUGCUGUCCGCGAUGCGGCAGAGGCCUGUCGGCAGCCUGGCCUCGCUGGCGAGAGCUGGCUUUGCGCCUUCAAAGAGCCAUGGACGCUUCCUGUGCACCACACUGUCUCGCCAUGCGGACGACAAGCUCAACAAAGUCUCAUCAUCCAUUACACAACCCAAGUCGCAAGGUGCAUCACAGGCCAUGUUGUACGCCACUGGCCUCUCAGAAGAUGAUAUGAACAAAGCCCAGGUUGGCAUUUCGUCCGUCUGGUACGAGGGCAACCCUUGCAACAUGCACCUCAUGGACCUGUCCAAGGUCGUCAAGGAGUCUGUUGCCAAAGCUGGACUGAUUCCGUACCGAUUCAACACCAUUGGCGUCAGUGAUGGCAUCUCAAUGGGCACAGCCGGCAUGCGAUACUCUCUCCAAAGCCGAGAAAUCAUCGCCGACAGUAUAGAGACGGUCAUGAACGGUCAAUGGUACGACGCCAACAUCAGCUUGCCUGGCUGCGACAAGAACAUGCCUGGCGUCGCCAUCGCUUUUGGACGUGUAAACCGCCCCAGCAUCAUGGUCUAUGGCGGUACUAUAAAACCCGGCUGUGGCCAGUCUGGCGAGUCUCUCGAUAUCGUGUCGGCUUUCCAGGCAUACGGUCAGUACAUUACGGGCCAGAUCACCGAAGAGCAGCGCUUCGACAUCAUCCGCCACGCCUGCCCGGGCAGCGGCGCCUGCGGUGGCAUGUACACGGCCAACACCAUGGCCACGGCCCUCGAGACGGUCGGUCUCACCCUGCCUGGUAGCAGCAGCAAUCCAGCCGAGGACCCCAGUAAAAUCGCCGAGUGCCAGAGCGUCGGCGAGGCCAUCAAGAACCUUUUGAAGGAGGAUAUCCGACCUCGCGACAUCAUGACCCGCCAGGCGUUUGAGAAUGCCAUGACGGUCGUUUCCGUUCUCGGCGGAAGUACCAACGCCGUGCUCCACCUUAUUGCCAUCGCCGACUCCGUGGGCAUCAAGCUGACAAUUGAUGACUUCCAGAGCGUCUCUAACCGGGUUCCUCUGUUGGCUGAUCUGAAACCGUCUGGUAAAUAUGUAAUGGAGGACGUUCACAAGAUCGGCGGUACCCCAGCUCUGCUCAAGUUCCUCUUGAAGGAGGGCCUUCUCGACGGCUCCGGCAUCACCGUCACGGGGAAGACCAUGAAACAGAACGUGGAAAACGUUGCCGACUUCCCCUCGGACCAGCAGGUCAUCCGCCCUCUGGGCAACCCCGUCAAGGCCACCGGCCACAUCCAGAUCCUCCGCGGAUCCCUUGCGCCUGGCGGCUGCGUGGGCAAGAUUACGGGAAAGGAAGGUCUGCAGUUCACAGGCAAGGCCAAGGUCUACGACUCGGAAAGCGACAUGAUUGCCAGCCUGGAAAGGGGCGAAAUCAAAAAGGGCGAAAAGUCCGUCGUCAUUAUCCGCUACGACGGCCCCAAGGGUGGUCCUGGUAUGCCCGAAAUGCUGAAGCCCUCGUCCGCCAUCAUGGGCGCCGGGCUCGGCAAGGAUGUUGCCCUCUUGACCGACGGUCGCUACUCUGGCGGUUCUCACGGCUUCAUCAUUGGCCACAUCGUCCCCGAAGCCAUUGUCGGCGGCCCCAUCGCGCUCGUCGAGAACGGCGACGAGAUCGUCAUUGAUGCUGAGAAACAGGUGAUUGAUCUCAACGUCCCCGAGGCCGUCAUGGAGGCUCGGCGAAAGGCAUGGAAGGCACCCGCUCCCAGGUACACCAAGGGUACUUUGAAGAAGUACGCAGCUCUGGUCAGCGAUGCAAGCUCGGGAUGCGUCACAGACGGGUCAAUUCACUGA